AUGGCUCAGAGUACGGUGCUAAAACAAUCGGUGGCGAAGAAGAUUGUGGAGGCUCCGAUCAAGCGGCUAAAAAUCACGGUGCCUAAGUUUGACAACAGGAGCAUCAUCAAAGGGUAUUCACGCACUCUCAUUGGCAGAUGCAUGAACCCUCAGAUGCAGGAUAUGAAAGCUCUCUUGUAUAUGCCUCUGAGAAUCUGGAAACUGGAAGAUCGAGUUGCUGGAGCGGACCUUGGCAUGGGUAAAUUCCAGUUUGAUUUCGAAAAGGAGGAAGACAUCAAGGAGGUGAUGAAGAUGGAGCCUUUUCAUUUCGAUUACUGGAUGGUGUCUCUGGCGGAUGUAACAUUCGAGAGUAUUGGAAAGGCUCUCGGAAAAGUGGAAGCCGUCAAUUUGGAUGAGGGGAAGAUACAGGUUACAAUCGACGGCUUCAAACCACUGGUUCUCGAAACGACGUUUGAAUUUGAUGGCGGUGAGGAGACAACGGUUUAUUUACGAUACGAACGUCUGUUUGGUUUCUGUAAGAUCUGUCAGAGCCUAUGUCAUGACUCUCAACGUUGCCCAACUCGGAUCGGAAUGGAGGACCGCUGGAGUCGAGAGGAAUAUUCUGAUGAACCGGCGAAUUGUCAGGGACCAAUGUCUUACAAGGCAGCUGCAAAAUACGGAGGAAAUGAAGGAAAAGAGGUGCUGAAAAACAAUGGAGGAGGUACUGAUAGCAAACAGUACAAAGGGAGAUCAGAGAGGAAAUAUGUCACGGAGAAUGAGGAUUCUGAACCAGUUCAGGCAUCUCAGGUGAUCAAAGGGAGCGAUGGAAAGCAUUUGAAGCCAGGUUUGGAGGUUGGUUUGGAUAUACAUGGCACGAAGGAAAAAACAGUGAGGAAAAGCUUGUCAUUUGUGGAUGAUGACUUGCUAAGCCUCGGGUCUCAAGAUAAAGGUGAUACUGACAUGGAGGUUAUGCGAGUUCUAGGCGGGCAAGGAGAGAGUUUGGUAUCAAAUAUGGAGGUCAUAGCACAAGGAGAUACUCGAGAAACUGGCGAUGCAAUAGUCGAAUUUUGGCAACAGGUGAAUGCAGGGAUUGAACCGGGUGAGCUACAGCUCUGUAUUGAGAAUAAUCUAGGUGAAUUGGGACAAGAAGAUGGCGAAUUUUUUCAGGACCAAGACAUGGAGACACAGACGAUGGAGAAGCAAGGAAACCCACCGGCGAACACUGAGGCAGUGGAGCAGAAUAAGAUCGGUUCUCAGAUGGCGAUACUAGAGGAAAUUGCUAGGGAUUUAGCUGACCCAGCUAAAUCGGAACCCAAGAAAAGACAGAACAAAACCAAUCUCCCUUACCUGGGUGGUGGUUCUAAAAAGAGAAUGGUUCAAGCACUGGUCUCUCCGCGGAAGAAACAGGUUACUAAAUCGACAAACCGCAAUGGAGAAGGAGCACGUACGGCAGCUCCAAGAGGCCCUUCGUUUAUGAAGAAGGAGUAA
Messenger RNA from Eutrema salsugineum, 1467 nucleotides. RefSeq lists its product as uncharacterized. The coding region runs from base 1 to 1467 and encodes 488 amino acids. The record is from RefSeq and is a predicted model, not a curated record. The transcript has 3 exons. Lineage: Eukaryota; Viridiplantae; Streptophyta; Magnoliopsida; Brassicales; Brassicaceae.